This is a messenger RNA of Momordica charantia (bitter melon), 611 nucleotides long. RefSeq lists its product as uncharacterized. Lineage: Eukaryota; Viridiplantae; Streptophyta; Magnoliopsida; Cucurbitales; Cucurbitaceae. The record is from RefSeq and is a predicted model, not a curated record.
AUCAAAAGCGUUUCCUGGGGAACUGGGAAAGGGAUAGAAUCGAUCCCACAGAAGAGCUCGAAUGGAGGAGCCAAAGACUGUGAUCAAAGAUUCUUCUUCAGAAGGAAAAGAUGCAAAAGCGCCCAAUCUUUUUGAGAGAGCGAAAGAAGAGAUAGAGGCUAUCGUCCACUCUAAUAAAUCACCACGCCAUCACAAAGAAACGCAUGGAAGAAGUGAUGAUAUUGACGAGACUACGCCAUCCGAUGAGGUAAAGGCUCCUGGAGUGUUUGGAAGAGUCAAGGAAGAGAUUGAGGCCCUUGUGGGAACAAUUCAUCCCAAGAAGGAUUCCGACAAUCAUUAGCUUUUUUUCAAAGCAAACAAGGGGGUUGACCAUGCUCGUGCUGUAAUAAGGUUUGCUUUCUUCAUUGAUGCUUUGUUUCUUAUGCCAUCUACAUAGUUAUUGGAAAAUAUCUUGUUUGAAGUCAAAUUGAUAUGAAAAUUAUACUAUUUCUGAUCUGUCCCCUAUGCUUUUUGUAGCAUGUAAUCCACAUUGAAAUACCAUUAAGGUGUUGACUAUUUGUAUAUAUUUACACAUAUUGAUUAUUGAACAGCAACCAACAUCUUCCUUCGUA